CGGAAUCUCACUCGUUUUCAUUUUGCCGAUCGCUUUGCCCGUGAGAACCUUUGCUCCUGGCUUAUGGAUUCGCACUGCACAGUGCUAGUGAGAUUCAUUAACAAAAGCUAAGCACAAAUCAAGAAAAGAAAUUUAAUCGUGCCUCGAAAGUGAGGCAAAGGAACCGCGCAGCUCUCGAUAACGUUUUGCGCAUCUUGUUUGGAGUUUUCCGCAAAAUCAGGAACUUCUUGAUCUGGAGUCACCAAAAGGGUAAGGAAAUGGUUAUUUUAUGCGGCCUGUUUGGUGUACAGUGCCCGUUCAUCGCGAAACACCAUCGUAAAAUGGUCAGCUAGGAUCGCUUUGCCUUCAUGGCUUGUUACAAUGGCGAGAUCGGUACAAAAUUUCCAAGCGGACGCUGGGAAGAAUUUUGUAAGGACAGGGCCGAAGUUGCUGCGAGUCAAUUCGCGAACGAAUUUCUCCAGUUUCUAAGGGACAACCCAGUGUACGAUGUAUCGGGAGCUUCUACAACGUUCUCUAAGCGUUUUGUGGAGUAUUUUCUCCAAGCAUUCGAUAGCGAGGUACACAAAGAUGGAUUCAUGGAUUUAGAUGCACCCGAUUCGCCCACCGACGUUUUCGGCCCGGAUGAUUGGGGUUCCAGCGUGCACCUAACGGGAACCUUCAAGCCUCCAGAGAAGAAAUCUAGUACAGAAUCGAGCUUUAGGUUUCUUGAUAAGCUCAAGGACGUAAAAGGUUUUUUCAAACGCAACGUGAAUGAUGAGCUGGGUCCGGCGAAACAAGCGGACUCGAGGAGGGAUCACGAAGAUCAGAGAGUGGUACAUUUACAAGAAGCGAAACUGACAACUACUGUCAAACGAGAAGGGAUCAUGAGGUAUUUGAUGAACUUAGAAAGUGGCGUGAACACGGAGGACUUUUUCUGGCAGAAAUGUCGAGUUGUUUUGUUCAAAGCACCUGGCGGAUACAUGCUAGAAUUUUACACGCCACCAAAGUCACCAAAGCCAAAGACAGGAAUAUUUUGCUUCCUUAUUCACGAAGCAAGACCUGCGACGGAGUUGGAGUUACCAGGCGGAGAAAAUGUAUUUGUUAUCAAGGCAGUGAACAAGAGGGAGUACAUGUUAGCUGCAAAUCAGAAAGAAGAGAUGGAUGAAUGGCUUGCUGAGAUAGGCAAGUGUAUGGAGGAAGAUCAGGGUUCAACUAGUCAGAGGUUUCCAGAUAAGAAAUCUACAGAGGCAGUAGCGAAUUUAGCAAAAAGAAGGAAUGUUUACACUCCCUCGUCAAUCCAAAUACACAACAGAUCUUCAGGAUCCUUUUCCUCUUCUCAUGGGCCACAGACCCCUACAUUUCAAGAGGAUUUACCUCGUGGUCGUCCUCCUCCUGAGCUGCCUCCAAGAUCACCCACUAGCACAGAUUCAGCACCACCCCUCCCACCAAACCAACCUGACCUACUACGGCAGAUUUCUGCUCAAGGGUCACCACAAUCAAGUAGUGAAGAGAAUCCAGUAUGGGUCACAGCUUCUAUUGAAAAUCAUCCACUGGCUAAUUACCCAUGGUUCCAUGGAACACUGCCCAGGAUAGAGGCCUCGCACCUGGUGUCUCAGGGAGGCCAACAAUGGCAUGGGAUUUUCCUUAUAAGACAAAGUGAAACAAGAAGAGGAGAAUAUGUUUUAACAUUUAAUUAUCAAGGGAGGGCAAAGCACCUCAGACUCGCUCUGAAUGUAGAAGGCCAAUGUCGCGUUCAACAUCUCUGGUUCCAAAGCAUUUUUGAAAUGCUGGAGCACUUUCGAGCCAAUCCAAUCCCCCUGGAAAGUGGUGGACCAUCUGACGUAAUGCUAACAAACUUUGUGGUGUAUGUAAAUACUGGUUCACCUCAGCCUGGGAGCUCCUUACAACGUGCGCAUGUGGGUAAUGGUGGAGAAGGGCUGCGACGUUCACACAGCCUCCAAGCAAACAGGAUAACAAGAACAGCAACUAUACAAGGCGGCUCUGUUAGGAUAACAACGAGUGCUUCUAAUAGCCAUGGACAUUCCAGGGCAGUUGAAAAUGCAUAUGCCUUUGUAUAAAGUUGCAGGCUGCAAUAAUUGCUCUCUAAAGCUCUCUAUCUCUGUUUCUGAAUUUUCAGAAUACAUUUAACUGUAACCCUUAUUUAAUAUGAACACAAUUAUGAUGGUUUCACCAUGGACAGGUUUAGCUGAUGUGAGCAUUACAUGUAGCUCAAAGGGCUCUGAUGUGUACAAGAAGUGCUCGUGCUAAUAAAUACUGAUAUGAGAGGACAGCAAACUUUUUUGGCUGGGAAUCACAACAAACUGCCAGGGAUUAGGAGAAUUGACACUUAACUUUUCUGGGAAACGUACAGUGUAGGUCUGCUUAGACCAUAGGGAUCUGAGAAAUUAGUAAGAUCUAUUUGGUACAUCAUGAACAAUGCGCAAGAAUGAGAAAAAUUUGCAGAACAACCUGCUUCAUUAUGAUAUCACUCAAAUAGCAAUUUACAUUAUUAUAUUAUGGACACUCUUUGUGAACAUAAUUGUCUAUCAUAAAAUAAUGCUGAAGGACUUUCUGUUGGUCCGAUCAAAUCAAGGUUGUUCAUGUGACAAUGUUUAUUGUCAUCUUCUCAGCAAACUGCAUAUGUGUGAUUAUUUUCAGAGGUAGAAAUCUACUGACAGUAAAUUUAACAAUGAAUGCCAAUCAAAUAUUGCUAGCAAAUGGGGUUUCAGCAAAGAAGAAGGAAAUAUCUGAUGUUAACUAACUAAGCAAUGGUACAUUGAACUGUACAUUGUAGAAAAGCCAGAACAGCAGAUGACCAUUGUAUAUAAAAUUUUUAUGAAUGUUUUAGCAAAGUCUUUAAUUAUUUAAUUUAGUCAAAAUCCACUGCCCACCAAGCUGGUAUUACUUUGAUUUAGUGGCAGUUGGUCAGAGGUUAGGAGGAAAAUGAAUCAAGUACUUUGUGCAUUUGCUAACAUUUUUGAAUUUCUUUAUUUAUGGCUCAUUACAUUCAUAUCUGUUGCAUGAUUUUAAUGAAGUUCCAUUUAGAAAAAGCUCCAUCUUCUAUUGUAUUGUGGGAAUUGUUUCCUCUUGAUCAGUCUGGCAGUCUGAUGGCAGUGAAUGAAGUUAAAUGAAUGAUAUGUCUUAAAAGUACUGAAAUAGACAAACAUAUCCAACAUAGGCUGGACUGUAGAAUGAUUAGAUCUGAUGGUUUGGUUAACCUUUCCAAAUUUGAAUCAUAACUCUAAUCAAAACUACUCUGAACAAACUAAAGUAAAAUUUUGUUUAGUUUUAAGUGGAAUGCUUCAACUGUUUUGACUGUUAAGGGGUUCUUGAAUUGGAAGGUUCACUUGGGCCAGAAGAAAAAAGACAUUACAACCACUAAUUAAAAGUUCCACUGUACUUCAUGUAACUUCAGGAUACUGUAUUUAACACUGUUGCCUCAUUCCAUUCUUUAAUGUGUUUGUUUGAUUACUUUUUUUAUCAAAUGUACUCACUGGAUUUUAACAGUGAAUAAUGUUAGAAAUAUGGUGUUUUAAAAAGCAUUUUGUAAUAAUUACUUUAUAGUAAGAUUUUUUAAGAAAAAUAGAGAUUUGAAUUUUUAAAACAAUUGUCAUGCCUCAGAAUUGAUUUUUUAUCCAACUCUUGUCUUUUUUUUCCAGGUUUAACGUAUAUUAAUUAUUUGCAAUAUUGUGUUGGGUUGGCUGAAAAGGUUAUCCACAACUUAAGCUAGUAGGCUAUGCAUGAGAAGAAAGGCUGUCAUACAGACAGUAAAAAUCUGUUAAACGUUUCCAAAAGUCCUUAGUUGAAAUUGGUUUAGCAGAGAAGUAUGAAGGACUUUUACCUUCUAGAAAGAUUUAUUGUCACACUCAUGCAAUCUUUAAUGAAGAAGAGAUUUCAAAAUAUAUGUGAUAAGCCAAGGGAAGAGCUGUGUGGUUGGCUUGAGAUGAAGAGGAAUUAUAGUAUUAUUAUUAAAAAAAAUAAUAAUUUAAGUGGAAUAAUAGAAAAAUAACUUUGUUUGGAAUAGUGGUGUUUGUAUAAUGAAUGUAAUUUAAGGACAAAAUCUUCUACGUACACAACAGAAUUAUGCAAAUUGCAUUACUUGGAGUAGAAUUUGCUUUUUACCCACAUCACAACUUCUUGCUUUCACACUUGUUCAACCUCUUUGGCUUUUAUUAACUCAAACGCUCAGCAAUCUUAAGAAAGAAAAGGUCUGAUUUGUGAACACUAGAAGGAGUUAAGGGAAUGAAUGGAUAUUUCGCUAUUCUUCCUCUUCAUACACUGGGAGUUUAACACAAUUUAAUUUACAAUAGACAUUAAUUUGUAUUUUUGAUACCUGCCUGUACAGUUGUACCAGUAAAUUAAAAUUAUAAUGCCUUUUCAAA
This is a messenger RNA of Orbicella faveolata, 4361 nucleotides long. RefSeq names its product SH2B adapter protein 2-like. Gene Ontology annotation, molecular function: transmembrane receptor protein tyrosine kinase adaptor activity. Gene Ontology annotation, cellular component: plasma membrane. NCBI's taxonomy places the organism in Eukaryota, Metazoa, Cnidaria, Anthozoa, Scleractinia, Merulinidae. Gene Ontology annotation, biological process: intracellular signal transduction. The record is from RefSeq and is a predicted model, not a curated record.